UUUCGGUGUCAGUACAACUCGCGCAUGUUAUACUGAGCACUCUAGACCUCCGGAGUCCAAAUUCGGCGGAUAAAUGAACGUAACAAGUGUCCUGGAUCGAGUUUUAGUGCCAUUUUGUCGACUUUUUCUCGUUAUAGUAUAAGUUUUAACGAUAUUUUUGAGAUUCACACUGUGAAAGUGUAGUUUUUAGUGACUUAGUUAACACAUGUGUUCAUAAUUUACUAACAAGUGAUGUCAAGUGCCAAAAUAAGUUUAUAAAUAAGAAAAUGGAAGAGAAAAUCACACACAGUGGGUUGUUGGCUCGUAGUCCGGAAGGACAUGCGGCGCGCGGUAUGCAAAUCAAAGGAAAUGAAGAUCUUUGGGUGGAUAUACAAGCCAAUACUUUCAGGAAUUGGGUUAACGAGCACCUCCCACAUGAUUUGAGAGUAGCAGAUUUAUCUAAAGAUUUAUGUACAGGAGUUAGACUUUGUGCUUUAGUCGAAUCGCUGAGAAAGAAGCCAUUGAAACCAAGUUGGAACAGAAGGCCUACUAAUCAACAUCAUUACCUAGAAAAUGUAACUUGCGCCCUCAACGCAAUAGAAAAAGAUGGUAUCAAGCUCGUUAAUAUAGGUAACACGGAUAUAGUGAAUGGAAAUUUGAAACUCAUAUUAGGUCUGAUAUGGUCCCUCAUCGUCCACUACCAGAUCGGAAGAUCCAAAUUUCCUCCACGAAAAUUGAUGUUGGCGUGGCUGCAAGCCGUUCUUCCAGAAUGCAAAGUUGGAAAUCUCACCACCGAUUGGAAUUCUGGAAUACUCCUUUCAGCUCUCGUCGAUUAUUGUAAACCUGGACUGUUUCCUCAUUGGAAGAAAUUAGAUCCGUCACAAGACAUAGAAAAUUGUCGCCGUGCCAUGGAUAUCGCUCAAAAAGAUCUUGGAAUUCCGGCAGUUCUAGAACCGGAAUAUUUAGCUUCACCUUGGCUAGAUGAAUUAUCAGGUAUGACUUACCUUUCGUAUUUCAUGAAACCAGGCUCUCCCGGCUUCUACGCAACAUUGAGGUGGGUCAAUUCUAGAUUGGAACGGCCCAUAAACAAUUUUACGACUGAUUGGAAUGAUGGUAAAGUGAUAAGUGAGAUUAUUAGGUCAUUGGGGGGGUCAGCUGCCGCUCCGGAGAAGCUAAGAUCUGAUCCUUCGUAUUGGGAGUACAACCAGACUCAGGCAGUGGAAGCAGGUAGACGUUUAGGUGUCGAACCAAUUCUAUCAGCAAGAGAUAUGGCCGAUGCUCACGUUGAACAUUUAGGUGUUAUGGCGUACGCUGCUCAUUUUCAAUGGGUACCUGAAAGACCACCGCUUCACGAUCUCAUCAAUGUUCAUCUCAAUUCGACAUCUGGAAGAGUUGGAGAACCUACCUACUAUCAAGUGACUCUCCAUGAUUCUUCUCUAUCAUAUUCAAGCUUAUCGACCGAAAUACGAGGACCCGACAAUAAAAUUUAUUUAGGAAACAAGCUUCAACAAGGAAAAGGCACUUUUAUUCCGUCCAAAGUGGGCAUGCAUGAAAUUAUCGUUAAAUACGAUGAACAAGAAGUACAAUCAGGUCACUAUUUUAGAGUUCUGCCUCCAUUAGUGGAAGUGGCGCCUCCUGGAAUGGCGCCGUGUGCUUUAGGAUCCUUAGUACAAGUUCUAGUAAAUGCGACAGGUGCGCCUAGAAAAGAAGACAUCUUAGUUACAGCGUAUAGCCCAAGCGGAAGACCGUUGAAUUGUCCACUUAAAGUUAUAGAUGGCGUUAACAGUGCUACAUUUAAGCCCGACGAACCAGGAGAAUGGAGAAUAGAAAUAACAUAUCAAGGGAAACAAAUUCAGGGUGGACCGUUUACCUGUUCUGUUUUCGAUCCGAAUGGUGUCCAAGUAUCCGGACUUGAAGGAGCUUUACCACUCAUACCACACGCUAUAGACGUUGAUUGUAGAGGUGUCGGAGUACCUGGAGAAGUUUUUGCCGAUAUUGUACACGAUAAGCGAUCCGUCCAUUGUCAUGUGGAAAAACUGGAUAAUUUUCAUUAUAGGAUACAUUUUACUCCUAAAGAUGCAGGUAAACACAGAGUGUACGUGUAUUUUAAUGGUUAUGAUGUCAAAGGUUCUCCGUAUAUGAUGAGAGUAGGUACUCAAAAACGUAUGAAAUCGAGUAGCAGUCCUACAUCUAAUUACAGAACAAGUCCUACACAUCGAAUGAACAGUUCCAGUCCUAGUUUGUCUACUCCUACAAAAAAUACGACUUACUCCAGUUAUAGACAAAAUGCAAGUCCAUUGUUGGAAGAAACCCACAAAUAUGCCCAAGAUUAUCACAUGAAAUCAGUUGCCGAGAAAAGACUAACUUCUAGUUCACCUAUAUAUCAAGAUAGAACUCCCAAUUAUAGUCCUAAUUAUACCCAGAGGAAUCACAGCCCGGUGUACAGGACUGCCAGUCCCAAUUUUCACCCACCUAGUCCUAAUUAUCGUCCAACCAGUCCAAUUCACGGAAGAGAUAGUCCGGAUUAUAUAUCAAGCCGGAAAUUGAACGAAAAGAGAUACGAUUUUACCAACAAGAUGUCAUCUAUGCGAUUAGAAGACUCCAGAAGUCCGAAUUAUUUAGAUAGAAACAGUCCUGAUGUAGGUUAUAUAUCAACUUCGAGAUACGAUAAACGCGUAUCCGAAAAUAAAGUUUUCAGUAACUCUCCAUCGAACGGCGUAGACACGAGUCCAAUCGUCAAAGUUUCUUCCAUCAACGAUCAGUCGUCAGCCAGAAGGGAUUCCUGGGACGCCAUAGCAAAAACCAGAAAUAUAUUGUCUGAUAGAAGUUUGGAGUCACUAGCUAAUUUAACAGAGUCUCAAUUAGAUACGGAGUUAAGAAGAAGGAAAGCCGAAGAGCAUUCGAAAUUUAUUUUAAAAGAACAAAGUUUUCAGAAGAGUUAUAAGGAGGAUUAUACGUCGAAGAAGUAUAGUGAAAGUUAUGGUAGAAGUUCACCGGUAUAUAGUCGAAUCCGAAAAGAAGGGGGCGCGGCUUCGGUUAGAGUUCAACCUGUACCUGACGGCGUCUUGGGACAGCCGGUGGAAUUUGAAAUUGAUGGUAGCGGUGCUGGUUCUGGUGAUCUGGAAAUUCUAGUUGAGGGCGGUCGCGUCACGUCCAGUGUAAAAAGUCUUGGUGGUCAAAGGUUUAAGGCUGCGUUCACUCCACAUCAAGCUCUACCUCACAGAGUCGAUAUACGAUUCAACGGCGAGACUGUUCCAGGAAGCCCGUGGCAUGUCAAAAUCAUGUCCAACAAUUCUGCCCUUUCCGUUCUCGGCGAGGCGACCCGUCUAGUGCCUGCCAACACUCCUGCAAUAUUCGAAAUAAUAACUCCAACUUCGACACCGCCCUCGGAUCUUAGAGUACACGUCGUAGCACCCUCAAAACGUGUCGUUCCCGCUCGCGUUUUACCUGGAAACAGACUCGGUGUUCAUAGUGUAGAAUUUGUGCCUACCGAAAUAGGUACCCAUUUGAUCGAUGUGUCUGUCGACGGGGAAAAAUUACCAUCGGGACCUCUGGUCGCGAAGGUAUAUGAUUCAGGUUUGAUUCAAGUGGCGGAUGUCGGAGGAGGAGUUGUAGGACAACCUGUACAAUUCAGAGUGGACGCAAGUCAAGCAGGCGAAGGUCAACUAGAGAUUUCAAUAAACGAAGGAGAAGUGCCCAAUCACGUUCAAGUUGUAGGAGGAGGAAGAUGUUUAGUUUCGUUUACACCCGAUCAAGCCAAACCCCAUCUAAUAGAUAUUAAAUUUAACGGAGAAACCGUUCGAGGAUGUCCCUUCGUUUGCCCUGUUUCUGAUACGAGUAGAGUAACGCUUUCUUUAACUCACUUAGAACUAAUACCGGUUAACCAACCGAGUUCGUUUCAUAUGGGAGUUGCUGGGGGAGGAGCCGCGGAAUUAGCCGUGGCUGUUCGAGGACCUAUAGGGGAGUUACCUGUGAAAGUUACAGGAGAUAUACAUUCCGGUUUUACGGCGGAGUUUACGCCGAUUCAAGUCGGUGCGCAUCAAAUCAGCGUGGAUUACAAUGGGAGACCCGUUCAAGGAACACCUUUUAUUGCCAAAUCGUUCGAUUCGAACAAGGUCACAGUUGGUACAGUAGCCAGAGGUACUGUAGGUCGCCCGGUUACAUUUUCAGUAGACGCCUCCGAGGCAGGCGAAGGUAAUUUAGAAAUCACAAUCUCCGCUAGAGGUUUGAACAUUCCUACACAAGUACACCCUCAAGGUAAUGCAAGAUUUGCCGUCAGCUUCGUUCCUGCAGAAGCUUGUGAUCACGUAGUUAACGUCGCGUUUAAUAAACGACCCGUAGUCGGCUGUCCUCUGAUAGUGAAUGUUGGAGGUAGUGGAACCGGUCCGAGCGUUACGCUACCGGGACCCGGACCGGUACAUCGACCAAGUACUCUAUUAAUUAACCAUCCUGGAAGACUAGAAGAUAUCGAAGUCAAUGUUGAGGGCCCUGGUGGCCAAGCUGUACCCACGCAAGUUCAGCCUUUAGGAAGUGGACAAUUUAGAGCAGAGUUCGUACCGAGAGUUGUUGGAGAACAUCGCGUAAACGUCAGCGUCAGUGGAGUACCUACCGUUGGAAGUCCUUAUGCUGCAAAAGUUUAUGACGUACAAGCUAUUAAAAUAAAAGAAGCUGCAAGCGGAAUUGUUGGAAAGCCAGUAACAUUCUUAGUGGAAACAAGUCAAGCGGGUCCUGGAAACCUUGAAGUGACAGUAAAUGGAGGUCUGGUACCUACAUCUGCUCAAGCACAAGGUCCGCAUACUUACGCUAUUUCUUUUACACCUAGAGAAGCGACCGUACAUUCAGUAGAUCUUCGAUUUAAUGGACAAGAUGUUCCUGGGAGUCCUUUCAAGUGUUCCGUAUCUCCUUCAGCUAGAAUUCUAUCUCUUGAAACACUAGACAAAGUUUCAGUAGGAAAACCAUGUACGUUUGUUGUAGAAAGUCCUAAUCCACCAACUGUAGAAAUUUUAGGACCAGGUAGAAGAGCUUUAAUUACAAAGGUACAUCCACAAGAAAACACAGUUGGAAAAUUCGAAGUCACGUUCACACCAAUAGACGUAGGGGAUCACAGCGUUGAGGUACGUCUACAAAGCGGACAUAUAGACGGCAGCCCGUUUCUCAUCAAAGCAUACGAUGCAAAUAGAGUCACAGUCACUGAUAUUACUGACGGACUGGUCGGCAAACCUGUCUCUUUUAGUAUAAAUGCUUCUCAAGCUGGUGCUGGAAAUUUGGAGAUAAUCGUUGCCGUAGGAGGAAGGAACGUACCAAAUUUCGUUCAGAGUGAAGGAAACGCUCGGUUCAAGGUUAAUUUCAAACCUACGGAAGCAGCUACUCAUACCCUUAGCGUUAGGUUUAAUGGACAACCGGUACCAGGAUCUCCUUUCAAUUGUAAAGUGAGUCCGGGAAACACACAACCUAGAGUACCCGUAUCCGGCAGUGGUAUUGAACUGGCAGCAGUUGGUCAUCCAGCUGAAAUAAAAAUAGAGGGUGUUACAGGUGGUGAACCUCAAGUAGUGGCUACAGCUCCGAAUGGUAAAAGUUUGCCAACAAAAUUGAUUAUCAACGGAGAUACAUACAUAGCAAGAUUUGUUCCCGAAUCGGUUGGUCGUCAUUCUAUUGCGAUUUUGAUCAACGAUCAACACGUGAUUGGAUCUCCUUUCAGUUGUAACGUUUACGACGUUAACAAAGUAAUAGUCACAGGAUUACCUGGAAGAAAGACUGAUUUAACCAGAUCAAUCAACGAAUUGAGUUUAAAGGAAAUGGAAAGUUCGGCUGAAGUUGGUAAACCUGUCACUUUCAGCGUAGACGCUGCUCAAGCCGGCGAAGGAACAUUGGAACUUGUGGUUUCUACACAACAAACCACAAUUAAAGCGGAAGUAGUUGCUUGCGCUAGGGGUUUAUAUGACGUUACUUUUGUCCCCUUGACAGCAGAAGAUCAUUACGUAAACAUCACUUUCAAUGAUAUGACUGUAGUCGGUAGUCCGUUCCAUUGUAGUGUUAUUGAAUCAACGCAGUAUUGCCAAAUCGGAUCUACAGCUUACAUCGACUUACCGAGCGAGAAUCACAAGAUAGAAAUUAACGAUCCCAAUAAUCAUCACGUGAAAUAUGUUUUUAAUAAUUAUAAGGGGGAGUUUGAUUUAACGCAAACAGGUACAUAUAGAGUAAAUAUUUUACGAGAUAAUGAAAUAGUAGCAACAAGAACAUUCCACGUAUUCGAUACGACUAAAAUUGAUGUUAUAAAUGCGCCUGAAGCAACGUGCCAUCGUCCAUCUGCCAUUGGAAUAAAUUUGACUAGAGUUGGACCUGGUAAACUGACUGCUACUGUUAAGGUCGGUAAUCGAGAUGUCUCACAUAGCGUAAGACAAAGUCCUACAAAUCCCAACAUGUGGGAAGUAGUUUUCCAUCCCGUACAAGCUGCGCCGCAUCGUAUCAUUUUAUUUUACAACGGAGUUCCGAAAUUCGGAGCCUUAGAAAUACCCGUAAAAGGACCAGGAAGUGAACCUUGGGCAGGAGGACUUGGUCUGUAUCAAGCUAAAGUGGGCAAGGUGAACUCUUUUCAAAUUGAAACUCAAGGUAGAUCAGCUAGAGAAUUCGAUGUCGUCGUAAGCGGUCCGACGGGAUCGGCAGUACCGGUGAGAUGCUAUCAAACAAAAACUGGUAAACUUCAAGCAGAAUUCACCGCUCGUGAAAUUGGUCCACAUAAAGUCGAGGUUUUGCAUCAAGGAAAACAUCUUGUUGGUAGUCCAUUCACUUGUCAAGCCUUCGAUGCCGAUAAUGUCAGAAUCACUGACGUUCCUACGUCGCAAGGAAACGUUGGAGAGAAAGUAUAUUUCAAUGUUUCUACCAAAAAUUCCGGUGUCGCUGAGUUGGAAGUUCAAGUGACUAAUCCAAUGAAUCAAACGUUAUCUGUGGAAAAAAUCGAAAUUGAUGAAAACACUGUACAGGUAAUGUUUCUGCCUACAUUAGCAGGUCUGUAUCAAGUGUCCGUAACGUAUGGAGGUGUUAUACUCAAAGGAUCUCCUUUAGCGCUAGGAGUAGGUCCCGUUGGACCGACACCACCGCCUAGAGCAGUAGGAAAAGGAUUAGAAAUCGGUAGAGUUGGUGAACGUUGUAGUUUUACUGUUAGCAGCGUUUUACAACCGAAAGUAUCCGUAGAAGCUGUAGAAGGAAAUAUUGAUGCGCAAAUACAAACUCACAAACCGGGAGAACAUCAAGUUCAUUAUGUACCUAAAUGGGUUGGAACUUAUGAUAUUGUUAUCAGUAUUGGACCCAACGAUCUUCCUGGUUCUCCUUUUAGACCGAAUAUAGUUGAUCCAUCAGCUGUGAGAUUGAUAGGAGGUUGGAAUCAAUACUUAGAUGAUUCUGGACGUAUUAAACUCCCAGCAAAAUUAGCUUUCGAUACUUCUAGUGCAGGCCCCGGGAAUUUAGAAUGUAAAAUUGCUGGGAGAAAAAUCAAUCCAGAAAAAUCGAACUCCAGGAUACGGUUCGAUUUAUCUGGUGAAGGACUUAGUCCCGGUGAACACGAAUUUGACAUUAGAUUCGGCAGUUUUCCUUUAUUAGAUGCACCGACUAGUAUUGUUUGUCUUGGGGAUCAGGUGGUUUUGACGGGAAGAGGAUUAGCACAUGCACAGUGUGGGGAACCUGCAGUGUUAACAAUUGAUGGAUCUAAAGCUAGUAUAGGAAACCCAGAAGUAACUCUCCACGCAGCUGAUAGCAAUAUACCUGUACCAGUUAUGAUCAGUUUAGCAGGAGACAAGAUUUGGAAGGCAGCCUAUACCGUUAACGUUCCUGGAAAUUACUUAUUAUCCGUUCUUUGGGCUGGGAGACCCGUAAAAGGUUGUCCUCUGGUAGUAGAGGCUAAAGGAGGAGCGGACGCCUCUAAGGUACUUUGUUCCGGAGAAGGUCUUCGACAGGGUGUGGUAGGUCGUGAAAUUAGAUCUUGGAUAGACACAAGAAGAGCAGGUCCUGGAGAGUUAACAGCUCAUUGUACGGGACCUCGAAAAGUAGCCUAUUGUGAAUUGUACGAUCACGGAGAUGCAACUUUUACAUUGAACGUUAAGCCACAAGAAGCUGGUAAACAUGCUCUAACAAUCAAAUAUGCAGGGCAGCACGUUCCGGGAUCACCUUUCACGUUAAGAGUUGCGGGAGCACCAGAUCCCACAAAAGUACGAGUGUAUGGACCUGGUAUAGAACACGGUGUACUGGCGACCUUCCAAUCCAGGUUCAUCUGUGAUACUAGAGGCGCAGGAGCAGGUCAGCUAACAGUAAGAGUUAGAGGUCCGAAAGGGGCUUUCAGAGUAGAAAUGCAAAGGGAGAGUCAAAAGGAUAGGACAAUAUUGUGCAAAUAUGAUCCAACCGAACCAGGAGAUUACAGAGUUGAAGUGAAAUGGGCAGGGGAAUUAGUACCAGGUUCACCGUUUCAUGUCAUGAUUUUCGAUACGCAAGAAGAACUGAGACGAUAUAUUAGUACAUUAUGAGAUUUAUAAAAUGAUGCAUCGAUAUUUCUUUGAAAUUUACUAUUUAUUAUACUUAAUUCCGAUCAGUAUGAUGGCAGAAACUUAAAUGAUUCUCUAUUUUAUACAAGAUCAUUUGUCAAUAGUACAAAACAGAAAUAUAAAAACAUUUGUUGCAUAAGCGAAAUAAGUGUUGAAAUUAAUCGGCAAGAAUUGAUUUGGAUACUUUAGUAUGAAAAGUAUAAAUAAAUGAAUUGAUGUGGAAGAUAUAUAAGUCAAAAAAUCCUAUACAUCUCCAAUUAUUGUAUCAUCACGUGGUUCAGAGACUAUUAGCAGUAAUCAAGAAAAUAUGUCAACGAUACGACCCAUAGUCAGUUAUUUGUUCAUUUUUGCGAAAGUAAAAUAUUUAGUCUAAGUAUUUACUAAUAUCUACUGAUGAUUUUUGAAAUUAUAUAUUUACUCGAUUUUAAUAAACUGUUACAAAAAAUAAA
Messenger RNA from Diorhabda carinulata, 8959 nucleotides. It is a transcript of the gene jbug, whose product is annotated as filamin-A. The record is from RefSeq and is a predicted model, not a curated record. Gene Ontology annotation, biological process: actin cytoskeleton organization. The transcript has 34 exons. Gene Ontology annotation, molecular function: actin filament binding. Lineage: Eukaryota; Metazoa; Arthropoda; Insecta; Coleoptera; Chrysomelidae. Bases 267 to 8492 code for a protein of 2741 amino acids.